Gopherus evgoodei (Goodes thornscrub tortoise) is the source of this 5324-nucleotide messenger RNA. RefSeq names its product pseudouridine synthase 7 like (gene PUS7L). Gene Ontology annotation, molecular function: RNA binding; pseudouridine synthase activity. The record is from RefSeq and is a predicted model, not a curated record. NCBI's taxonomy places the organism in Eukaryota, Metazoa, Chordata, Testudines, Testudinidae. Gene Ontology annotation, cellular component: nucleus. The transcript has 9 exons. Gene Ontology annotation, biological process: pseudouridine synthesis. Bases 1787 to 3871 code for a protein of 694 amino acids.
GUUCAGGACUGUUUAGAAAAGCUGGAUGAGCACAAGUCCAUGGGGCCAGAUGCGCUGCAUCCGAAGGUUGCCGUCUUUUGUGGAUGGCAUUCUUAGCCACUUAUUUCUCCCCAUGCAUUGUAUAGGGAGCCAACUGAGCUUUGUGGAUCAUAGUGUGUUUCUGUCAUUUUCUAGGUGCUAUGACAUUCAGCAUUGCAACACCUAAGUCCCUUUGUGGAUCCCACCCAAAGUACAUUACAAAAAGGGAGUAGCACUAUUAUCUCAAUUUUUAGAUGGAGAAACUGACCAGGCAGAGUGCCUUGCUGCAGUGAUUAGGACUGGGAAGCAAAUCUGAUUCCCAGACUUGUACCCAGCCCAGUCCCUAGUUGCUAUCAGUGCUCUUGUUGUGAUUUGCACCAUUACUGCAGAAUUGUGCCGUGGGAAAUGCCUGUUGUUAUUUUCUGUUAUUUGGAUGUCACUGUUUCCACUUGCACUUUCUAUCCCACAGCCCCUGUGCCUUUGCUGAUGGAGAAUCGUGUCUUGCUUUUUUGACACUUUUAGACUGUUAAUUUGCUUGGGAUAAGGCUUUAUUAUUUCAUUGGAAAAAUGAAACAGUCCAAAGCCAUUUCUUUUAGUUUUCCUUUCCCCCCAGAUCUCGUCAUCCUCUUGAUUUGCAGGUAGAACACAGGGGGCUCAGAUAAGUGUGUGUGGGGAAGGGAGAGCGGUGUUAAAAUCUGUACUUCAGACAAUACAAUGAGGAAAAUAAUGAAGCAUGUGAAAGAGGAAGAUACCUACUUUAUCUGACUCAUGUUUUAAAAGGGCUGUGUGUGUGGUGGGUGCUGGGCUACUAGUCUUGGACUAGCCAAGGCUUGCUGUAGAGGCCUGCACAUUUCAUUUCAAUUCCCCAGAUGAAAAGGUGAUGCUGGCUAAUUUGAAUCUAGACAUUAAGACCCCAUUUCAAAACUCAGUCAAUUAAGCUCUCUUUUCCUCCCCAGCCCGUGGGCCUUGGUUUGUUAUUAAUCAGCAGACAGGGAAAUUGCUUUCACCCUAGAACUUGCACUUUCUUUGUUGGAAGCAAAACACUGAUCUGAUCUUGCACGAUGGAAGAGGCUUUUAUGCCUGUUGGACGUGAGUGUGGGAUUGCCUCCCAGAAGAGAGCUGUUUAACACAGGUCCUAUGGGUUAGAGUGGGAGAGACAGAUUACUGACUGAGUAUGGGGGGUCCAGCUGGAGUUCCAGGUCCAGUGGUGGAUUCCAUUCACUGGGACAUAUGUUAGCAAGCAGGAUUCUUUCUCUGGAAGCCACACUUGGGCAUGGGUUUUAGUGCUCUAGAGGAUUAAGUUUCAGAAAGGCAUGUUUGAAAUCUUUAUAAAAUAGAUUCUACAGCACUGGUCCCAAAUGCUGUAGUGACUCCACUGUAAACUCUAGCCUUAGAGAUCAUGAUUGCAGAGCCCUGCAAUAUUGCUUUCUGUGAGGGCUCCUAACUUAUGAUCUCUGAUUUAUGGGGAAAGGGUCCCUUUUUCCCCAUGUCCACAUUCUGGAGAGAUGAACUACUCUAGUUUGUACUCUUACAAUGCCUUUCACUUUGCCUGUGAAUUAUGCCUCCCACCAUCCCUCUGCAGAGUAUCUUUCAUAUAAGGGAAAACAGGCACUAAAACAUAAGAUCAUAGAGGAUCUGCUACCUGUCACACUGCCCACACCCUUCUCACGACAGGACGCCACCGAGGAGCCUCGUGUAUGUCGCAAUGUAACUUCUCUCACCCCACCCCUGAUGGGCAAGUGUGUGGCCUCAGGGCAGGGCUGGCACCAUGCCGGGUGUACUGAGCAUGCGGAGCAAUCACACUGGCUUCCAGGGUAGCAUAAAAACCUCUGCCAGUGACUUCAUCGUGACAGAAAUUGAUACCCUCGGGCGGCUGCUUAGCGGCAGCACAGCCGAGACUCUUCAUGCAUUCGGUGACGCUCCUGCAGCCCCAAACAGCUGCUGCCCACAGAGUCCCCACAGGCCCUGGCCAGAGCCUCCGGAACUGCACAGAGAAGAGGUGCUAGGCCCAUUCGACAGCCCCGGUCAUGCUCCAGAAGAUGGCCUGUCGCCAGCCAAGGGCAGCACAGAGCACAUGGUUAGAGCUUCACCUGAAGGUGGGCGCCAUGAGGCAGGUACAUUGGACUCCUUGUUAGACGAGUCUGUGAAUGAACUGUUGAAUCAGUUUGCUUGUAACAUAAAAGAUAGGUGGGACUCAGAACAUGAUCCAGCUGCUCAUCCAGCUGAGUUCUCACUGGGGCCAGUCCUUGCCAAGAGGAAUCGAGCUGAUUUACACAGCGCCAUUAGACAGAAAUUUCCUUUCUUAAUGACUGUUACAAAGAAUAAUGAAAUUAUUGUCAAAGCAAACACUGAUUACAAACAGCUCUGUCAACUAGUGUCUGAGGAGGAAGCAUUUGAUUUUUUUAAAUUUUUAGAUGCAAAACUGGAAAACUCUAAAUUUUCUUUUAAGCCUGAUGGGAAUAAGGAGCACAGAAAGACAGUCCACCAUUUUGUCAGUCAGAAGUUUGGAAAACUUGUAGAAACAAAGUCUUUUUCUGUGACAGACUUUAAUGGUCAGCAAAAUGUAGCAAUAAUAGUAAGGUUUCGGGAGAAGAGUUGGUCCAGGAAAAGGCCGGCUGCUGAUUGCCAGGAAAAACAAGAUGUUUAUACAGGUUUUACCCUUCGAAAAGAAAAUCUGGAAACACUAGAAGCAAUUAGCUAUUUGUCUUCUGAACUUGGUGUUCUUCCUUCAGACUUCAGUUACACAGGCAUAAAAGACAAAAAGGCCAUCACCUACCAAGCUAUGGUUGUGAAAAAAGUGACUCCUGAGAGGUUGAAAGAAAUUGGAAGCACAAUUGAAAAAAAAGGAAUGAAAGUGUAUAAUAUCCAUUCAGUGUGCCAACACCUUAGACUCGGUCAGCUGAAGGGGAACCACUUUGAUAUUAUUUUGAGAGAUCUAAAACAUCAGAGUAAUGACUCUUCUGCAGAUCUGAAAGAGAGAAUAUCUGAAGCAUUUGAGAAUGUUAAGACAAAAGGUUUUGUAAACUACUAUGGACCUCAGCGAUUUGGGCAUGGACAGAAUGUUCGGACAGAUCAAAUUGGAUUGGCUUUGCUGAAUGAAGAAAUGGUAAAAGCCAUUAAGUUGUUUUUCACACCAGAAGAUACAGAUGAUCCUGUAAACCAGGCAAAGAGAUAUUUUCUUCAAAGCGAUGAUGCAAAGGGAACCCUGGCAAUGUUGCCUGAAUUUAAAGUAAGAGAGAAGAUGUUGCUUCGUGCCUUGAAUCGUUAUGGUGUAAACCAUGAGGGUUGUACACGAGGAUGGCUCAGCAUUCCUCAUUCCAUGCGUAUAUUCUACAUUCAUGCAUAUUGCAGUAAAAUUUGGAAUGAAGCCACAUCUUUUAGGUUUAUGACCUAUGGUUCAAAAGUAGUGGAGGGUGAUCUGGUCCUCUCUGAAGAAAAUGUUGAUGAAAAUUCUUCUCUGAAUGACAAAGUUCACGUAGUAACUGCUCCAGAAGAGUCCACUAACAAAUAUGCAAUACAUCAGGUGGUUCUUCCAAUGGUUGGACACAGUAUCAAGUAUCCCAAUAAUAAAGUUGGGCAGUGGUACCAUGAAAGGCUUGCCAAGGAUGGGCUGCAGACAUGCAGGUUCAGGGUGUCUGCAUUACAGCUGAACACACCUGGAUGCUACAGACACAUUUUGAAAUAUAUCCACAAUCUGUCAUAUCAUUUCUUAGAAGACAAUGAAAAGGAAAUCAAAACCGAAGAAGACAGUCACCUAAAUGAAUCUCAAGCAUCUCUUCUUUUGUCAUUUGACCUUGAUCCGUCAUGUUAUGCAACUGUUUGUCUGAGGGAAAUAAUGAAAUGUGACCUUUAGAAUGUUCAUAGUAAAAAGUUACAGGAGUAACAUAAUCCAUGGAGGUAUUUUAUAUAUGUUGCCCAUAAAAUAGGGAAAGCUAAUCUUGUUCAUCAUGUACAGUGUAGUUCAGAAAGAAUUAAUGAAUUACUUAGGGUUUUAUUACUUUGUUUUUAAAACUAAAUUUGUGGUCCUGAGUACAUUGGAGCCAAACAAUACUAAACUAUAUAUAAUGUCAUACUUACUUAGAGAAGCCAAGAGCUGCAGGUCUGGCUUUUAACCAGUGAUAUUUGCACAAGCUUUACAUCGCAUGACCAAAGCUGGAUUCUGGAGAAAGGGGAAUAUGGUGAAUGGUCAUUUCCUCCUUGCCUUUUCUAUUACCAUCUUAAGGGCUGGUUAUAUAUUUGGUGCUGUACAAGACACACAAAGACCGCUUCUGCCACAACGUGUUUACAAUCUAGUACUAUCUGUCUACUAGGAAAGCUGCCGUAUCAUAGUGAACAUCCAGGCCUGUUGAAACCUUGCUGAGUUCUAAGUCCCAUUCAUCCUCACCUGUUUUCGCUGUGCAUAUGACUCCAGAGCUAAAAGGAUAUGUGAGGUGAGUAAUAGUGCUGAGUAAUCCUGCUGAUUGUAGGACGCUUCUUUAAGCUCACAGCAUGCUCGUCUGUCAGUCAUUCCUGUACUGAGAAAUUUGAAGAAAAAAAAACAGGCUCAAAAUAAAAAUGUAUGUAAACAGGAACUUCAGGACCCAGGGGUAAGCAUGCCAUUAAUACACUUACAGAAGAGUACUAAUGUUUUUUUUUCUGACUUCAGGCAGUGUGCUCGUUGCUGGUCAAACCUGCUCACUGCACAAGCUUAAGGUUGUGAGGAAAUCUUGCAGUGAUUGUCACUAGAACCUUGCCAUUAUCACGGUUAAAAGUUAUUUAUAAAAUUCUUCUGUGAAAGAAGUUUGUAAAAAGAUGAUAUUGGCAUGGAAGGGCAGAAAAUUGAAUAAUAAACUAAGAAGCAAAACUAUCACAAAAGCUUUGAGUUACAUAUGUUAUAUUUAAUCUGUAGAUGGCACUGUGACUUAAAAAUAACCAGUGGAAGAGAACUACUUUGGCCAUUUUUGAGAGAAGUGAUGUGUAAGUUACAAAUGCUUCAAUUUUCUCAGACUCUGGUAAACACAACACUGAUUUACUUUUGUCUGUGACCCCAGUCCUGUAAUUCUUGCUCAAUCUUUAGCAAGGCAAAUAUUCCAGGGUUGAUUCAUCACUCCUUUUCACCAGUUUGACAGAAGUGUAAUUCCAGUGACUUCAAUGGAGGUGUAAAAAUGGUCAUCUAGAAUGAAGGAUCAGGUCCCCAUUGUGUUUGUCUUUGUAAGGCAUAAGUAAGCAUUGCAGGAUUUGGCACUGAAGUGUCAGGUGGGAAAUAAACUCUUAUGCCAGUAAUAUUUGCAGUGUUAUUGUACACUAAAUAAACUAUUGUGACUAUU